AUGCCUCACCAAACCCGACCUCUCAAGAGAGCACCCACCAAACAAAUAAAUAGCAGGCUUUCAAUAACCGAGCCAACCUCAAGCAACAAGAAACGCCAGAAGCAAAAGCUCACCACCAAGCCGCCACCGGCCAAGCGACGCUGCACCAGCUGCCCGGACUGCAAGACGGCGUCGCUCACCACCCUCGACACCCCCUUUGCGCAGGAGGGGAGGCUCAAAGAUGGCCGCGUGAGGCUGCCGGGCUACGUCGCGUGCGCUGCCAGCUGCGGCUAUCUCGGGCAGCGGGUCAGGGACCCCAGGACGGGAAAGUGCGGCGUGGUUGAGGUGCCGGACAGGCUGGCGGAGCGCUGGUGCGCCGUCGAGCUGUGCGUCGCCCUGGGCACGGAGCCGGAACCCGAAGACUACGACGGCUGCUACGUCGGCGAGGUACGAGUGGAGUUCAACGAGAUCGAUUGGGAGGGGUCGGGGCAGCAGCAGCAGCAGCAGUCCAUGGUCGGGGAGGAUUUGGGAUAUAGGCUGUCGGCGGCGGUCUGCGAGAUGCUGGAUGACGCCUUGGAAGGGAGGCUCGAGAUGGGCAUCUUUGGGGAUGGUGGUGCUGGCGCCGAUGAAAAGGAAUUGUUGGAGGAUAUGAGGCCGGUUACUCCGCUCUGGUUUCGGGUGGUUGAUGAUCAGCCAGUGUCGCCUCGAACUGUUCCGGCCGAUUUUGAAAGAAUGGUUCUGAGCUUCAGGGAUGAGACGCCCGAGUCCUCAUCUGGAUCUGAAAUCUCUGAUUGGGACAUUCUUGGCUAG
Messenger RNA from Pyricularia grisea, 789 nucleotides. RefSeq lists its product as uncharacterized. Lineage: Eukaryota; Fungi; Ascomycota; Sordariomycetes; Magnaporthales; Pyriculariaceae. The record is from RefSeq and is a predicted model, not a curated record. Bases 1 to 789 code for a protein of 262 amino acids. The transcript has a single exon.